CACGUGACGACGAAAAAAAUCGGUCUUCUGCCGCCAUUUUGGAAAGAGGAGAUUGCCACCCCUUUAUUAUUUAUUCAGUAAGGUGUCAAAACAACAUUUUCAAGCUUGUGGGUCAAACUACUGACCCCCUUCAAUACUGUCUGGAGGUUAGAUCUUCCUUUCAAUCUAACAAUGUCUGGUCAAAGUAUAAUGGACCGCGUUCAAGCGGCCAGGCAUAGCAUCGCCGGUCAAGGUUUGGCUAAGUCUGUUUGCAAAGCGACAACCGAGGAAAUUAUCGGACCUAAGAAAAAACAUUUGGAUUAUCUGAUCCAGUGUACGAAUGAGCCGAACGUGUCCAUACCUCAGUUGGCUGAUCUGCUCAUUGAGCGGACGCAACACGCCAACUGGAUUGUCGUCUUCAAGUCUCUCAUCACCAUCCACAACAUGAUGAACUACGGUAAUGAGAGGCUCACUCAGUAUCUGGCCUCCAAUAACUGCACAUUUCAGCUGGGAAACUUCAUUGACAAAGCAGGAAUGCAAGGUUAUGACAUGUCAACAUUUAUCAGAAGAUAUGCAAAAUAUUUAAAUGAAAAGGCUGCCUCCUACAGGACGAUGGCUUUUGACUUUUGCAAAGUCAAGAGAGGGAAGGAUGAUGGUCUGCUCAGAACAAUGAAUGCAGAUAAGUUAUUGAAGACAUUGCCAGUUUUACAGCAACAGUUGAAUGCUUUAUUAGAAUUUGAUUGCACACCUAAUGAACUGACCAAUGGAGUAAUUAAUGCCUGUUUUAUGCUGCUUUUUAAAGACCUUAUUCGUCUGUUUGCUUGUUACAAUGAUGGCAUCAUUAACUUAUUAGAAAAAUACUUUGACAUGAAUAAAAAGCAGUGCAAGGACAGUUUAGACAUUUACAAAAAAUUCCUGGUCAGCAUGGACAAAGUGUCUGAGUUUCUCAAAGUUGCAGAGAAUGUUGGCAUUGACCGUGGUGAUAUUCCUGACCUAGCCAAGGGUAUGAAGAACAAUGUAAACAGUGCUCCUGCCAGUUUGCUGGACGCGCUAGAACAGCACUUGCAGCAGUUGGAGGGAAAGAAGGGAGUGACAACUCCUACAGGAACCGCAAAACCGGCCGGCUUCUCGACAGCACUCAACACGAUAACCAACAACAGCAACGCGUUUGACGUGAGUGAGGAGGAGAAGAAGAGAAUCCUCGACGAGGAGAACCGCAGACUACAGCAACUGAAGGUAGAACAACGGAUCAAGGAACUCCAGACAACCAGCACCACCUCACCGACCCAGACAGCGCCGGUACAGAGCAACCCGUUUGCCCCGCCCGCCAGUACGACGACGAGCAGUACACCCAAGUCAUCCAACCUGUUCACACCAGCAUCACCGACGGCAGCCAAUAAUGCUCUCACCAACGGGACCAAACCUAGUGACGACCUGCUGGGGCUCUCGGAAAACCCCUUUCAGCAGAACAUAGAGAACGUCAUGGCAACGGCCUACACCACAUCCAGCAAUCCUUUUGUGUCAAGUACAAACACAGCCUGGAAUGCAGGGUCAAAUUUCGACAGCAAUGAAGUAGAUUUUUCAAAGGCAUUCGACAAUGCAAACUCUACUCCUGCAGCUGGCUUGGACCUCUCACCGUCUCCUGGUGCGGUGAUGCACCCCUCCAUCUUGAGCACUGCACAAGGUUUGUUUUUCCCACAACCAUUUUCAAUGGGAUUCGAUGCGUUUGGUGAAGUGUUGCAGCCGGCCAAUGCCCGGUUGACCGCUAGUCAGGCCCAACAGAACCAGGACACGGCUAACCUGCUGGACAAAGACAUCAACACGAGUCUGACAAAAAUAGCUGGCAACCUGCACAUAGGGGGACCGGCCAACCAGGUCAAAAAAGCUGAACACAACUGGCAGCCUAAAGGUGAACAGAAACUGACGGGCGGCCAGAACUGGCAGCCGACCCCAGCAAUAGGAGCGACCACGGUGUGGGGCCAGCAGCCGCAGUAUGCUCCACAACCCAUGGCUCCGAUGGGCAUGGCCCCUAGGAUGGCGUACCCACAGCCAGUGGGAGUUCCAAUGGUCCAGCCGAUGGCGCAGCCAGCUAUGAUGGGCAUGCCCGGUGUUCGUCCAAUGGGAAUGGUUGCCCAGCCAGCGAUGUAUGGUGCCGUGCCACAGCCAAUGGGAUACCAGCAGCCAGCUCCUCACCUGGCACAGACAAAUAAACCCAAUGAUCCGUUUGGGGCAUUGUGAGGGUACCAGGAAAGAUGAACAUAUUUGUUAUCAGGAAUCUGUGGCUGUUGAGUUAUCUGCCCAUUAAUGACGGUGCAAUAUUGGGCAGGCAAUGAAUGUUGAAUUACUUUCUGUUGCGACAGAUUCUCUUUUCACUGUUAUUUUGUACAUAUGUGAUAGAAGAAUAAAUUCACUGACCACUUGUGUUAUGGUACAGUUAGCUGAUUUACCAUGACUGCUUUGUUGAAUACAUUUCCACGUAGCCCAGGUUAUUUAGCCCUGAACGUAACAUUAGUUGAUUUAUCAAGGCUACAUUGUUGUAGAUGUAGCCUGGUCCGAGCACUUGGGACUGUUGUAAACAGAGAUGGGAGCAUGAUAGUUACAAGCAGUGUCAUCAUGGUGCCAAGUUGUUUCUGUAAACCUACCUUACUAGACCUACAUUUAGCAUUAGUGUCUAACGUAUUUGUGAUGCAUGUUAUUUUGUUUUUGACCAGGUAGAAAUAAUUAUCUUUGUAAACAGUAUUAGAUGGGGGAAAGCUGGUUGUAUUGAAAGCAUAUAUAGUACCAGUGUGCUAGCAAUAUUAGGUAGAUUUUAAAAUAAAUCUAUAAUGUAUUGUGUAUUACUAUAGAUGGUUGUACGUAUUUAAACAUAUAGAACAUAUAAUGUUGAAGUUCUCAGUUAGGGACUUUUGAUGAUUGGAAGAGAAUUAUAUUUAGCUUAAUUAUAAUAUAUCACAUCUACCUGUUGGUCAACUCACAAGAGGUUAUUUCCAUCUGUGUAACAGCUGUUAUAUUUAGAUGUUUGAAUGGGUUAAAAACAAAAUAAUAAUCCUUUGCAGCCAUAAUUGUGUAUAUUUUGUCUUUAGUAUCAAGUCGAUCAGCAUCUGUCAUGUGUUAAUGAAAUGUACUUUCACAUUUGUUACAGAAAAAAGCUCCCUUUUGAAAUUGCUUUGUAAUGCUGAAGUAUUUCCAUUGUCAAAAUAGUAACCCUAGUCACCAGUUUUGAAAUGUAUUUACUGUAAUGUUAACAGUUUGGCUUUAUUAGCAGAUGUGUUAUGAAUGUGAUAGUUGGCAAACAUAGUUAAUCAUAACUUAAAAUAAGAAUUGGUCUCAAUUUUAUUUAAUAUAUAAAAUAUUGGUGAAAUAAAACAUUGCUUAACAAGUCGGUUUAUGUGAUGGAAGCAUUAGUACUGAACAACAUUGAUUGAAGCUAGACUUGGUGUUGAAAAUUAGUUCAACCUCAGUUCAGACCAUCAGCUGGCCGGACAUUUUCUUCAUCUAUUGAUUUAAAAGUUUCUGAUCCAUAAUCAUUUGUCUUCUGUUUAUGUUGUGUUUCCUUCAUUUGGUGGAUUCACUUCAGGCAUUUCCGUGAUUCAGUCAUGGUCACAUUUCUUUGAUAUAUUGGAUUAGAUGCUUCCUUGAUAUUAUAAGAAUUGACUAGUUAAAAACAGCAUGUAUUGCUGUAUAAAUGAUCAUUAGUGCUUGAAAGAAAGGACUAGUUGAAAACAAGAAGUAUCAGAACAUGAAUUACUGUCAGUGCUUGCACAAUGUUUUCGAGGGCAUGUUGAGAAGUUGUUGACAGAACAUCCAAACAAACAAUGUAGCUUUCAGCUGUUCAGAUGGUAAUGGUGCAAAAAAUGUUUUCAAAUUCAUCAUUGGACCAUUUAAAUGAAGCUAAACUUGAAUUGUUAUUACUAGAAACGGUAAACUACAACAGUGAAUGCUUACUUAGAUUGCUGAAUUGGGUUCAAGAUAUGCUGAAUAUAUCCUCUAUUAGUAUUUGUAUCCCAUAAUGGUAGCCAUAUUGGAUAAGCUGGGUUAGUUUUUCAUUUAUGAUCCUCCUCUUGACAUUUGAAAUCUGCAGUGUUACGAGGGUGGGACAACCCAGUAUGUGAUUGAGAACAUCUCUAAAGAUGGCCUCAGACCAUCUGGACUGUUACAGGAAUUGACCUGUUAGGUUUGGAUGGUUGAAACCCAUUGAAGACUUAAAUAUUAAUUUAGUAAAAAUAAAAAAUAAAAUCUUAUAUACAAAUCUUAAUGUAAAAAUGAAAUCUUAUAUACAGUAUUACUAAUGUAGUGGUUAAAAAUAAAAACCAUUUUAUAUACUAAUGUAAUGAUUAAAAAAUGAACUUUAGUUUUUAUAAAACAAAAUCCAGUAAUAUAAUUUUUCACAUGACAUUUAUUGUGGUCUUAAGUUUUUAAAAGUUUCAUUGAAUGAAUUGGUAGGAGUACAAAUGGAAGAAUAGUUUUCUGUUGGUAAUUAUAGUUUGUGUGGUGUGCAUACUUCUGUAAUAUAUGCAAAAUAACAUUGUUGUAAGCAGUUAUUGUUCAUGUUAUUUAUAUCAUGCAAUAAUGUUAUUACGUUUAGCUGAAAGUAUUGUUGUUGUUUUUAUUUUGUAAGAGAAGCUUGAAUAGUCCGGUAUAGUGCUACAUGUUUCGUGCAUGGAUCACAGACUGUUUCCAUUUCACUAGGAUACGAUGUAACGUACGCCCCAUCAUGAACCAAGUUACAUUAUGUAUAUUGUAUAACCAAGUCACCAAUUCACAAAGCUAUAUUAUAGUUACUGUGUAUGAUAAUGACAAAUUUACUAGAAAUAUUCUACAUUAUAAACACUGUCACAAAUUAUGUUUGCAUUUCAUUAGGAUACAAUGUUGUAAAAUGUGAUGAAUUGCUCUUGUUCACAUAUGUAUUUAUUGAUUUACAUAAUUGUUAUUUGUCGAUGUUGAGUAUAUAUUAUAUUUAUGUACAUAUACAUAUAUGAAUAUAUGAAUAUGCAUACAGAAGACUGAGUUCCCGGGACUUGUCAUGUUAAAUGCUGAAGAGAGUGAUAUGAUUGGUGUCUAUGUUGUGUUGUUUGCUUUGUACGACAUGUAUAUAUCCGUGGGUAUCAGGGCAUCAACCUUUCACAGUGCUGUACAGACAAAUAUUUCAUUGGAUAAUACUCAACACGGUUUGGUUUUCAAUAAAAUGUACUUUUCUUCAUAUUAUAGGCAUCUUGCAUAAAUCAAAGGGAAAUGAUGUAAAACUGUUUGGGCAAAUUCCACUUCAUUAGUCUGCUGUUUUGUUGCAUGUGUGGGUGGUUUGGUUAUCACCAGUGUCUUGAUGACUUUGAUAGCAACCAGUUUGAAUGUGUACAGCUAGCUUUAGAUAGACACUAAUAGUUCCAUUUCUUAAGGUCACAACUUAAUUCAACAUCAAUUUUUUUUUUAAUUGACAAACCUAGGACUUUUUUAAUUUGGUUUUGUUUGUUUUACAAUCUUUAUAAUUUUCAAAUACUUUAUAAUUUUUCUAUGCCACAGGUUAUUGUAAUUUUGAGAAUCUACUGAAGGUGUGUUGAGCUAACCUAAAUGCACGCCCCCUGUUAACGGUUUCUGGGAGGAAUGUAUGCUCCUUAAUUCCAUGUUUAUUAUCAACACUGAUUACUGUGAGGCGUUGUGGAAGUGUCACAUAAAGCAAUGUCGUUACUCCUGGUAAAAAAAAUGGCAGAUUUUUGGUUGUGUGUUGUGAAUUCUGCAAAUAAAGCUUUCUGUAUUUCUUCCUUGAAAUAUGUAAUAAAUUGAUGAUUGAUGUGGCAGACUUCUAUUCUGGUUGAAGAUCUCUGUCUGGGCAUUCUAAUUUCGUGCGAAAAUGGUAGCUUGUAACUGGUCAAAGAGCAUAACUUGAAAGCCUAGUAUGAAUGAGCUGAACACUUGUGGCAUGGAUAGGUUUUUCUUCAUCAGUGGGUUUCAAAUCAGUCCAGGUUGUUAGUCAAUUAACAUCGUUUAUCGGCUGUCUGCAGUUUUGUACUAAUUGUUAACAAUGUUUUCUUAGUGAGAAAUGAAACUGUAAACAAAGAGUUGUAGUUAGCAAUGAAGGAGAGGAAGAUGAUCUCUUUGUUGAUUGAUGUGUACGUGUAAAUAUUGCAUUUUACAUCGGGAAUUGUAAUCAGUUUAAUUAGAACUUGUAAUCAGAUCGUCACAAUAGUAUUUGCAUUGGCCGACUAUACUUUGUAAAAUACUUAAAAUCUAUUUCAGCAAAACAGAUGUUUUUGCAAGUUUUCUUUAAUCUGUGGGUACUGUUAGUGAAAAACCAGCCCACUUAGAAUGUAUUUGGUUGUUGAUAGUGUAAAGCAAACAGGGGUGUCUAGCUAUUAAAGUGUGUGUAGAUAUUCACAUCAGUGUUGGCUUCUCUGUCUCUGCAGUCAUUACACAAGCCUCAAGAAUAUUUGUUGUUGUGCAUCAUGUGCGAUGUAUACUGUGAUUAGAGCAAAUAUCACAAAUAUAGAGAAAACCCUGUCCAAACGGUAAAUAAAUAAUAAAACAUA
Messenger RNA from Gigantopelta aegis, 6500 nucleotides. RefSeq names its product phosphatidylinositol-binding clathrin assembly protein LAP-like. The transcript has 21 exons. Gene Ontology annotation, molecular function: clathrin heavy chain binding; phosphatidylinositol-4,5-bisphosphate binding; SNARE binding. Lineage: Eukaryota; Metazoa; Mollusca; Gastropoda; Neomphalida; Peltospiridae. Bases 172 to 2217 code for a protein of 681 amino acids. Gene Ontology annotation, biological process: synaptic vesicle budding from presynaptic endocytic zone membrane; clathrin-dependent endocytosis; clathrin coat assembly. Gene Ontology annotation, cellular component: synaptic vesicle; extrinsic component of presynaptic endocytic zone membrane; clathrin-coated vesicle. The record is from RefSeq and is a predicted model, not a curated record.